Rodentolepis nana is the source of this 771-nucleotide messenger RNA. Lineage: Eukaryota; Metazoa; Platyhelminthes; Cestoda; Cyclophyllidea; Hymenolepididae. The record is from the annotation of a GenBank genome assembly.
AUGAUUGCUCACACGAAAGCUAUUUUAAACAGGGUCGUCGAUCUCGUUCUCUGUCACCAAUCCCAUCGUUAUAUAUCUGUUUUUGGAGGACCAAUUUCUGAAAUUUCAGAAAACACAGCUUACAUGUCCAGAAAGUUUCCGACGGUUUCUACCAUAAUCAGCAAAACAAUGCCUGUCGAAAAUCUCAUGGUUCUUCGCAAAUGGCAAGAGAAAAUGCGGAAGCAAAUGGGCGAUAAGGAGUUCAACGAUUACAUUGCCCGAGUAAAGAGGCUGGGUAAAGAUGUUCAUCAAGCUAUCUGUGAUAUCAUUCAGGGUCAAAGACGGAUCGAAGAUUUUUCCGAACCGAUUGAUGGAUAUGUUCGCAGUUUGGGGACAAUUUUACCCCAUGUUAAAGCAACUCAUUUAGUUGAAAAGGAUUGCUUCCACCCACUACUUAAAUAUCGAGGUCGUUUAGACAGCAUUAAUAGCUUUAAUGUGGGUGAGAGCGGAUACGUUCUAACCGAAUGGAAGACAGUCCAUGAGAGCAAACGUGUAACAAGUUUGGAAAAGGCUUACGACGCCCCUAUGCAAGUAGCCGCCUAUGCGGGAGCCUAUAACUUUACUCGUUCCCCCGAUAUGCCUGAGGUACGGCAAGGUCUAAUAGCCUACGCGUACGCUGACGGCUAUCCUGCAGAUGUUCUGAUUCUUGACGAGGUUACCUUAGAACAUUACUUCCAAACUUGGGUUAGUCGAGUUGAAGCCUACCAUCAAUCAUUGAGGUCCAUCGAUUAA